AUGGCAACCAAUGAGGAAAUUGAAAUGUGCUCAGUGAGCCAGGAGCCAGGUUCUACCCGGGGACCCGAAAAUGCUCGUCAAUCUGCCCCAUCCGGUCGGUACCAGAACACCGUCAAGCGCCUGAAUGAUGCGGUCGCCAAGUCUGUUGUCGGCUACCUGUUCCGUCUCGAUGGGAGCGGUCAUCCGAAGCAAAUUGAGGGGACCGCCUUUUCGACGGAGUUGCGUGCUGGACUGACCACUUUCGCGACGAUGGCGUAUAUCAUCGCUGUUAAUUCGGCGAUUCUCGCGGUUACCGGCUAUGGUUGUCACUGCAAGAUGCCGCUCGAUCAGAACGGAAAAUGUGGUAAUGACACUGAGUGGACCAAAUGCUAUGAGGAGGUUCGACUGGAUCUUAUUACUGCCUCGGCUGCUCUCGCGGGGCUUUCAAGUAUCCUGUUUGGUCUUUUCACCAACUUGCCUGUUUGUCUUGGCCCAGGUGUUGGUCUUAACGCGUACUUUGCCUACCAAGUUGUCGGCGUCAAGGGCACCGGCCCUGUCGACUACCGUAUUGCCCUCACAGCUGUCUUCAUCGAGGGCUGUAUCUUCUUAUUCCUGGCCUUGACAGGUCUGCGCCAUUGGCUUGUAAAGAUCAUUCCCAUCUGCAUCAAGAUCGCUAGUGCUGCGGGCAUCGGCUUGUUCUUGAUCUUGGUCGGCAUGUCGUACCAGUCCGGCUUGGGUCUUGUUACAGGAGCUACCGCGGCCCCUCUGACAAUUAGCGGUUGUCCAGAGCAUCUCCGCAAUGAAGCUGGAAUUUGUGCCAGUGGUAUCAUGUCGGACCCAAAGGCAAGUUUCAUUAUUCCUCGUUCUCCAAAGGUUUAUAGAUCAGGAAUAACAUGUCUGCAGAUGUGGCUAGGCAUCGUCUUCGGCGGCCUUCUUACGGGCCUGCUCUUGAUCUUCCAUGUAAAGGCAGCGAUCCUCAUCGGUAUCGCAAUUGUGUCCAUUAUGUCAUGGCCGCGCGGCACCUCCUUCACCUAUUUCCCCUACACUGCCGAGGGCGAUAAUCGCUUUAACUUCUUCCGCAAGGUUGUCUACUUCCACCCAAUCAAGCACACGCUGGCACAGCAGCAGUGGGACCUCAGCGGCGGCAACGGGCAGCAUUUCGCCCUGGCGCUGUUUACCUUCCUCCACAAAGGUGAACGUGACUUCCCCCGGUCGACUGUCGCUUUUUCUGUCGAUGCAGUUUGCAUCAGCAUUGGAUCGCUGUUUGGCUGCUCGCCUGUCACCACUUUCGUCGAGAGCGCUGCUGGGAUUGCCGAGGGCGGACGCACUGGUCUGACAGCUGUUACCACGGGGGUCUGCUUCUUGAUCGCCAUGUUUUUUGCCCCGAUCUUCGCGUCCAUCCCGCCCUGGGCAACUGGGGGUACAUUAAUUCUGGUCGGUUGCAUGAUGAUUCGACAGAUUAGCCAACUUAACUGGAGCUAUGUCGGCGAUGCGAUCCCCUCAAUGGUGACCCUCACAUUCAUCCCCUUCAGCUUCAGUGUUGCCUAUGGCAUCAUUGCAGGUCUGUUCACCUACGUGACCAUCAACGGCGCCAUCUGGCUGAUCAUGAAGCUGUCUCGAGGGAAGAUUGCCCCGCCUGACUACGACAGAAAGGAAUAUUGGUCCUGGAAGCUGGCCAAGGGAAACAAACCGUGGAUUUUCCAGGUGAUCCAGCGGCUCAUCUACUCAAUCAAGACCCGGCGUGAGGGUAGCCAGCGGAACAGGAACCCUUCCAUUCCUCUGAGCUCUGGAGAUGAAGCCUCGGAGCACGCUCAUGAUGUUCACAAUGACCAUAACGGCAUUUCUCGGGACGAACCUCACACUCUGGAGAAGACCGGAUCUGGUGGCUCAUUUGGUCAAUUCAUCCGUGACCGUCACUGA
Thermochaetoides thermophila DSM 1495 is the source of this 1899-nucleotide messenger RNA. RefSeq lists its product as uncharacterized. NCBI's taxonomy places the organism in Eukaryota, Fungi, Ascomycota, Sordariomycetes, Sordariales, Chaetomiaceae. The transcript has 10 exons. Gene Ontology annotation, biological process: transmembrane transport. The coding region runs from base 1 to 1899 and encodes 632 amino acids. Gene Ontology annotation, molecular function: purine nucleobase transmembrane transporter activity. The record is from RefSeq and is a predicted model, not a curated record. Gene Ontology annotation, cellular component: plasma membrane.